AUGAUUAUGACGUGGUUAUAUUUUCUUCUUAUAUUAACUUUCACUGCAUCUACAAUAUCAGAUUCGAAUGAAUUUCAAAUCAAAUCAAAUGAAGCUUUGCAAUUUCUUCUUCGUGCUCGGCGUACUUUGUUUCAUCCGGGCAAAACAAAAUGUGAAGAGCAAAAACGUGAAGCUAGUAAAGCUUAUGAAGAAAAGUGUACAGUAUUAGGUAAACGUUUUUGCCCAAAAUUAAGUGCAUGGAAAGAAUUUCAACAAUGGGAAAUUGGUGGUGGUUAUGAAAGUAAACGGAAUCCAUUGCCAACACAACCGCCAGCGCCACACAUAAACACAAUGCGUACACAUCAAACACGUCUGUAUACACCAGCAACAUUGCGUACAUAUAAAACACCAAUGUAUGGACCAGUAACAAAUCGACCGAAGGAUCGCAUGCCUAAUCAUAGAAAUGACUUUGCAAUACCUGAUCCCAAUGAAGAUUAA
Messenger RNA from Rotaria socialis, 477 nucleotides. NCBI's taxonomy places the organism in Eukaryota, Metazoa, Rotifera, Eurotatoria, Philodinida, Philodinidae. The record is from the annotation of a GenBank genome assembly.